CCUAUAUAUAUAUAUAUAUAAAUAAAUGUGAGAUUACGACAGAUAGGGCAUAGAGAUAGACCAAAUUGUUGGUUCUGAUGCUUCAGCAAAUUGUUUCCGGCCAACGAUGCGCGGUUUGCUCCGCCACUCGCCCCUUUAUCCUCCACCCUCUUCCUUACAGAGGUCUCCACCGUCAUCUUUGCACCGCCUGCGUACUUGACUCCCAUCCCGGUUCCUUCUGUCCCAUCUGCUUCGAUGUCUUCCUGCACAACCCUCCUCCCCCUAGCCUACGUCUCUUAUGCCUAAAAUGCCCCUCUAUCUCACACCUCUCUUGUGUCCCUGAUGCUCCUCCCGGUUACUUAUGCCCUCUUUGUUCUAACCCUAAUUUUACUUUCUUCUAUGUUACUCCCGCUAAUAACGCUAUUGAAAUCAACACCCAUUUGGCGAAACAGUUGGUUGCUGCUGCUACAAUUGCUUCUGAAUCAAUCCACAAUGCUGCCGUUAUGGCGAGGAUUAAUGCUGAUAUUAGGGUUAAGGAAGCUCUGUCAGCUAAGGCUGAAGCUGCACAAGGUUUGGAUAGGCUUCAGAAUCUGCUCGACAACCAAGAUCAUCAGUUUGUUUCUGAUACUUCGGGUAACGAUACAGGGAGAAACAGGAUACAUUUAGUGAAAGGAGGCUCCGAUGACUGUGAUACCCUUGAUGAUUAGCUUAAGUAGUUGUAAUUCUAAAACAAUGCUAUGUAAGGUUUUUGUUUUUGUUUUUCUCUUGUGUGUCUGCUGGCAUCUUACUACUUCACUCUAUUUUUGAAUGCUCGGAUAUUGAAAUUAUACAUUCAACUGAAUCUAGCUUACUGUUAAUGCCUCUCUUUCAUUUGAUUUCUAUUAUGAUAUUUGAUUUCAAUGUGGUAUCCUCAAAUUA
Solanum dulcamara is the source of this 897-nucleotide messenger RNA. RefSeq lists its product as uncharacterized. The transcript has a single exon. Lineage: Eukaryota; Viridiplantae; Streptophyta; Magnoliopsida; Solanales; Solanaceae. The coding region runs from base 78 to 686 and encodes 202 amino acids. The record is from RefSeq and is a predicted model, not a curated record.